Molecule: messenger RNA, 575 nt
Organism: Symbiodinium sp. CCMP2456
Lineage: Eukaryota; Dinophyceae; Suessiales; Symbiodiniaceae
Source: the annotation of a GenBank genome assembly
AUGGCACUUCCUGGUGAAGCUGGUCGCAUGCCGGAGGAGAUGUCUCCGAAUGAGCUGGAGCGGGAGAUUGCCACCACAGAAGAGACGGUCCAGGCGUUGCGCGGAGCCCUCGAGCAAGCGGAGGCACGAUUGCUGACACUGCGUGCAGCACAGCGACGGCGCAGCAAGGGCGAUGAGGUUGCCGGCAAGUCGCCGAGCCAAAAGAUUCACGCACAGUUUGGCAAAUUCGGGAAUUGGCUGGCGAAACAGAGCGAGAUUUUGCUGCAGCAGGCAGAGGCUGCAGAUGAGAAGGAGGCCGCGCUGCGUCGUGCUGCGAUACAAAAGAAGGAAGACGGAGCCGAGGCGGCCCUCCGCAGUGAGGCGGACUUUCACAGUGCGCAAGUGGUUCGCCAGCACGUCCUAAGGUUCCUGGACUCCCAGGCAGCAGAGGAGUCAUCAGACCGCGAAGGACUCUUUUUCCGUUGGCUCCGAGAUUUUCACAGUGAAUACGACGAAGCAUGGUUCGAGCAGAACUUAAUGCGCAUCGACUUGGCCUUUCGCCAGAUGUUCGAAGCUGCCGUCGCAGAGCAUCAGAA